Cottoperca gobio is the source of this 2852-nucleotide messenger RNA. It is a transcript of the gene map2k2b, whose product is annotated as mitogen-activated protein kinase kinase 2b. Gene Ontology annotation, molecular function: ATP binding; protein kinase activity. The transcript has 11 exons. The record is from RefSeq and is a predicted model, not a curated record. The coding region runs from base 832 to 2019 and encodes 395 amino acids. NCBI's taxonomy places the organism in Eukaryota, Metazoa, Chordata, Actinopteri, Perciformes, Bovichtidae. Gene Ontology annotation, biological process: protein phosphorylation.
CAACGUCUACAAUAUCGCGAGAUUUCCUCCUCGGUCACAUCAGAUGCUCUGAUGCUGCUGGGCUCCUUUACUGCGCCGCGCCCCCAUCUCUGCUGCUGAUACUACGGUGUCUGUCCGUCUGCAGCGACCACACACACCUGCAAACGGAAAAAGGGGCAAGGACAAAGUAAACAACACUACAGCCCCAUAAAGGCUGGUGUUUAUACAACUGGAUGGGGACACGGCACUAGCACAACGUUUGUAAAAAAAACAAAAAACAGUAGCGUUAAAUGUCACGCAACAGCUAACUAACUAGCUAGCAGAGGAAGUAAGCAAGCUAGCUAACGUGAAGUGCUGCUAGUUAUGCCUCUGGUUUUGAAAACAUUGUGUUUGCCAGUCAUGUUGUAGCUAGUUCAGAGUAGAUUAAUUUAACAUUUACACAUUUCACGAAAAUGCUAGUUAUCGUGCUAACCAUUGUAAAUGACUGUGUCGUCUCAUCAUAUAAAACAACUACUAUAAUCUAGCUAACGUUAAUUCAAAGUGAAUCAGAGAGGGAUCAUUUCAGCACAGUUUGAAGCCAAUCUCUUUAAAUUAGGUCAUAUUUACCUAGGUUAGCUAUUUCACUUAAUAACUGACAGGAAACGUAAAGUUGAUCAGUCCAGAUAGCAUCUAAAGAUAAUACCUGUUUUGUUAUUUAACCAAACGUGUGUAGGCCUACAUGAAGUACAUUUUUAUGCUGAUAAAAAAUAACUAGUAGCAAUUACUUUACCUUAUUGGUAAUUUCCCAUGCUCUACGUGAAGACGGAGAAAAGUGUCACUUAAGCUCCACUCAUAGUUUAUCAACAAGGGAGAAUGGCUCCUAAAAAGAGACCAGUGCCUUUAAACAUUGCUCCUGCUGGCGAUGGGUUAUCCACCUCCACCAACACCGAUGUUGCAUCUGAGGCCAAUUUCGUGGCACUUAAAAGAAUAUUGGAGGAGUUGGACCUCGAUGAACAACAGAAGAAAAGGUUAGAAGCCUUCCUUACCCAGAAGGCCAAGGUGGGCGAGCUGAGAGAUGAUGACUUCCAUCGUGUCUGUGAGCUGGGUGCAGGCAAUGGAGGAGUUGUCAAUAAGGAAUGCCACAAAUCUUCAGGAAUAAUCAUGGCCAGGAAGCUCAUUCAUCUUGAAAUCAAACCUGCUAUCAGAAACCAGAUCAUCCGAGAGCUUCAGGUGCUGCAUGAGUGUAACUCUCCCUACAUUGUGGGCUUCUAUGGAGCAUUUUACAGCGAUGGAGAGAUCAGCAUCUGCAUGGAACACAUGGAUGGUGGAUCUCUAGAUCAGGUGCUGAAAGAAGCGAAGAGGGUCCCUGAAGAGAUUCUGGGCAAAGUCAGCAUUGCUGUUUUGAGAGGCCUUGCGUACCUAAGAGAAAAACAUCAAAUCAUGCAUAGAGAUGUGAAGCCUUCAAACAUACUGGUGAACUCGCGUGGGGAGAUCAAGUUGUGUGACUUUGGUGUAAGCGGGCAGCUCAUAGACUCUAUGGCCAAUUCCUUUGUUGGAACAAGAUCCUAUAUGUCGCCUGAGAGAUUGCAGGGAACCCACUAUUCUGUGCAGUCAGAUGUGUGGAGUAUGGGGCUGUCCCUUGUAGAGCUGUCAAUCGGACGCUUCCCCAUUCCUCCUCCAGAUGCUAAAGAACUGGAGGCGUUAUUUGGACGUCCCAUCUUGGGUGGUAGUGAAGGAGAGACACUCAGCACUUCACCCAGACCUAGACCACCGGGUAGACCUGUCAGCGGUCAUGGUCCUGCAAUGGCCAUCUUUGAACUACUAGACUACAUCGUAAAUGAGCCACCUCCUAAACUACCACAUGGCGUCUUCACAUCUGAUUUCCAGGACUUUGUGACAAAGUGCCUUAUCAAAAACCCAGCAGAUAGAGCUGACUUGAAAAUGUUGAUGAACCAUAUGUUUAUCAAGCGGUCUGAGGUGGAGGAGGUAGACUUCGCUGGCUGGCUUUGUAAAACCAUGGGGCUGAACCAACCUAGCACUCCCACACGCACUGCAGACUGAACACACACACUCGACACACUCACAUACACCCACCCACACUAUGUACAUGUAAAAACAAGGAGAAGCUGUUGCCUAAAACCUUACGCCCAGAUGCACACCCUGUCUGCCACGUGAUUCCUCAGGUGAACCUCCAUCUAUCAAAUGAACUCUACUGACAUGUAAAGGCAGAAAAGAGUGUGUCAAUCCCAGUUGUUACAAUCCUGACAGGUAGAUGCAUAUAUUCAUUUGUAUUUAUAUGUGUUAUGCAAACACAUUUAGAAAUGUAAGAAUAUGUUUAUUUUCCUAAACCGGUCAGGUUAUGGUGUGUCUGUGUUAGCAGGAGUUAGUCUAGGAUAUUUUUUGCAUUUGGUGAUGCUACUCAUUUCUACAAAUUUUGAGAUGUGAGCUUGACCCUCGUGCCGAGCCAAAAAAAGAAGAAGAAAAAAGCAGCAUCCUGAGCUUGUUGUGCUACCAUUAGCUUCAGAUUAGCUACAUUAGGACAGCAGCUGCCUUUUGAAUAUAGUAGAGAUUCAUCCCUGGACCGUACAAAACAUUUUAUAUUAUCAUGAGAAAGCUGCAUCGUCACUGAGCAGUUUCAGCAACAACAAAUGAUUAUAUCUUUGUAUUCACUGUAAUGUAAACAACAAGACAUAAAGUUGCCAUUGAAGUUCAUCCUGUGUUGCGGCAGGAUUGGGACAUUUUGCUCCUUUUUGUUUUCUUCUAUUUACGUACUUCCUGAUUUUAGUAACGGUUUAAAGAUAUAGAUGUUUUCAUGGUAAAAUCAUCAAAAGUUUUGUCUUUAUAAUUAGUCAAAAUUGUCAAUAAAUGGUAUGUAUUGUAACGUAUUUUGAUUU